Messenger RNA from Ostreobium quekettii, 2337 nucleotides. NCBI's taxonomy places the organism in Eukaryota, Viridiplantae, Chlorophyta, Ulvophyceae, Bryopsidales, Ostreobiaceae. The record is from the annotation of a GenBank genome assembly.
AUGGACGACGGCGCGCCUCAAACGGGCGCCACGCCCCUGGUGAACCCCUCCUCGUCGGAAGCCGUGGCCGUGAGCGUCGGCGACGGGCGCCAGGUUUCGCGCGGUGACGAGGAUGGGAAGGCGUCUGGCGAUGGCGCGAGCCGGGACAGGGCAGAAAUGUUGGUGGAGAAGGCGUUCGAGGACCACGACCGCGACAGCUUCAACUUCCGGCUGGGGAGCGGCCGCUGGAGCCUGCGCUUCAAUCCGGUGGUCACGCUCUCCUCCAUUGCGCUCAUCUGGGCGUUCAUCGUCUGGUGCCUGUCGAAGCCCGACGAGGCCAAUGAAGAUCUGAAGGAGGCCAAGAGAUGGAUCACGGAAACCUCCACUUGGGCGUACAUUUUGUCCCAGAUUAUUUGGGUCGUGUUCUUGGGCGUGGUGUACUUCAGCAAGUACUCCGAUCUCAAGCUUGGAAAGCCUGAUGACAAGCCUGAAUUCUCCAGCGCCUCCUGGUUUAUGAUGCUGUUUGCAUCUGGAAUUGCAGUGGGCUUCUUCUACUUCGGUGUUGGAGAGACAAUCUUUCACUAUGAGCCCUGCAGUGGUGUGAACUUUCAGUCAUUUGCUGGUGUUGAUGGCAAUUGCCAAGGCAAUCGCUUUUCGGAUCUGGGUGACAAUGCUCGUGCGAUCAUGGCGCUCAACACAACUCUCUUCCACUGGGGCAUCCAUGCUUGGGUUGUGUAUGCCCUCGUCGGCCUGUUGCUGGGCUUGAUUUGCUACCGUCAGAACCUUCCAAUGACGAUGAAGAGCUGCUUUUACCCACUGAUCGGUGAUCGCAUCUUUGGUUGGAUGGGAGAUGCCAUUGACGUGCUCAGCGUCAUAACGACCCUAUUUGGUGUCUGCACCUCUCUGGGGCUGGGAGUGCGUCAGAUCAACAUUGGGUUGAAUCGAUACAACAGUGACAUCGAUGUGUCCACAGACAACCAGGUUGCCAUCAUCUGGUGUGUCACCUUGAUCGCCACAACGUCUGUCGUCCUUGGACUUCGCAUGGGCAUCCGCCGCUUCUCUGAAGUCACCUGGCUGCUGGGGAUGUUCAUUGUCACUGCCCUAUUCUUCUUGGGGGCUUCUUGGUACCUUCUCAACCUUUACGUCCAGGCAUGGGGCUGGUACCUCUUCUCCUUCAUCCCACUUUCAUUCCACACAGACGCCUUUGCCCAGUUGGGAGAGACGCCUGACGGAAGAGGGUCUCCAGAGUCAUGGAUGGACGAUUGGACCAUCUUCUACUGGGGCUGGUGGAUCAGCUGGGCCCCUUUUGUGGGUGUCUUCACUGCCAAGAUCUCCAAGGGUCGCACUGUUAAGGAGUUCAUACUGGGGGUACUGUGUUUGCCCACCUUUUACUCCUUCUUGUGGUUGGUUGUGUUUGGUGGAGAGGGCCUGAGGAUGGAGCGCAAGGCUGCUGCCGCCGGCAUCAUGUGUCCUGGGACACCGAUGGGUCCUGAUGACGAUCCAGAGAACUUCCUUGGUUACAAAGAGAUUGAUGGUGUCAAGAUUACUCGUCUAUCUUGCCAGCCCAUCGAGAGCCAGUACUUCGACGUCUGGGACCAAUUCCCUGCUGGUGACGUCUAUGGUGCCCUGUCCAUCGGUGCCAUUAUUCUGUAUUUCGUCACCUCCUCCGACUCUGGCUCCCUGGUCAUCGACUGUAUAACUGCCAACGGCAACCCAAACCCCCCUGUCCUGCAGCGUGUCUUCUGGGCACUCACUGAGGGCGCUGCCGCUUGUGCACUGCUCGUUGCCGGAGGACAGGAGUCACUAAGCGCCCUACAGACAGCAGCCAUUGUGGCAGGUCUGCCAUACACUGUUGUGCUGUGUUUCUUCUGUGUUGCCCUGUGGGACGUCCUGAAGCAGGAGUACGGCGAUUUUAACUACAACAGGGCUGUAUUCAGCUCCCACCUCGUAGACGUCUUCUCCACACAGGGCUUCACGAUGGAGCGGCUCAUCCGCACCCUGAUCGCAGUGGUGUGCCCCAUGGUCGGCCUGGGCAAAGCAGGCGCAUCUCUUCACACCUCAAAGGCGGCGAAGCAGGCUGAGUACCUCGCCAUAGGCUUCUUUUUCUAUCUGUGGAUCGUGCUGAUGGUCCUCAUCCCCGUCGUCGACUUCAACAUCUGGGCGAUAGCCUGGUGCUCCUACAUGGCCUUCGCAGGACUGUCCACACGGGUGCGCAUUAACGCCCGCGCCAUGCGCGGGAUCGAGGGGGACAUGCUCACGGACUUCCUGGCAUCCCUCGUUUUGUACCCCCUGGUGGCUGCCCAGCUGGAUGAAGACGUGGACGUAAACGGCCCCCUCCUCUCCCGCAAGGCCAAGUGA